Messenger RNA from Cloeon dipterum, 1170 nucleotides. It is a transcript of the gene Hou, whose product is annotated as GID complex subunit 8 homolog protein Houki. The record is from RefSeq and is a predicted model, not a curated record. The transcript is spliced from 5 exons. Gene Ontology annotation, cellular component: nucleus; cytoplasm. The coding region runs from base 192 to 893 and encodes 233 amino acids. Lineage: Eukaryota; Metazoa; Arthropoda; Insecta; Ephemeroptera; Baetidae. Gene Ontology annotation, molecular function: protein binding. Gene Ontology annotation, biological process: proteasome-mediated ubiquitin-dependent protein catabolic process.
GAUCCCCUUUUGUUUGUUGAUGUUUUGAUCAAUCAAAUGGAUCUCUUCUCUGCAGUUCACUGACUGCCUGCUUAUCGAGUAUUAAUUGACAAAUUUUGCUGCAGUUUUGCAGCCUCGUUCCGGCGGUGCUUUGUCUUGAUUAGGAGACAGAGCUUCCAAAUUUUGAAAAUAACUGAUAUCCGCUGGCAAAUAUGAGCAGCAACUACCUGGAUAAUUUAGCCAGUUCAAGAGAGAACUGGCUCAAUAAACUUGAGGGAUUGAACAUCAACCGCACAGACAUGAACAAACUUAUCAUGAACUACCUUGUCACUGAGGGGUUUAAGGAGGCUGCUGAAAAAUUCAAACAAGAGUCUGGUGUGGAGCCAACAGUCGAUUUGAACUCGCUAGACCACCGAAUUCGCGUUCGGGACGCCAUCCAAGCAGGAAACAUCCAGGCUGCCGUCGCCAUGGUCAACGAACUGCACCCUGAGCUGCUGGACAAUGACAGAUUCCUCUAUUUCCAUCUUCAGCAAUUGCAACUGAUCGAAUUGAUCAGGGCAGGACGCGUCGAGGAAGCGCUUGGUUAUGCCCAGGAGCACUUGUGUGAGGCUGCUGAAGAAGACAAAGCUGUUCUCUCUGAACUGGAGCGAACACUUGCCCUUCUCGGCUUUGAGCAGCCAGAACAAUGCCCUUUCAGUGAUUUGCUGCAGCCAGCACACAGGCAAAAGGUUGCCAGUGAACUGAACGCGGCGAUUUUGCGCAUGGAAGACCAAGAGGCAACCUCUCCCAAGCUGGCUGACUUGUUGAGGCUGAUUCUGUGGGCGCAGGAGGAGCUGGACAAGAAGAAAAUCAAGUAUCCAAAAAUGGUGGACCUGGCCGACGCUAAAAUAGACAAAGUGGACAUGUCUAAGUGACAAAUGAUCCACUCUCUGCUUGAUGCUUUCUAUUACGGCUAAGUAGAAUGGAUAUCUUGCAGGAGAAAACUCGAUACUUUAUUGGAGAUUACCUAACAUCUUACAAAACUGUCACAUUUUGCUACCUAUGGUAAUGAGUGCAAGAUUUUUGUAUAUAAACUUGAUGAAAAUUGUCACUUUUUUGUUUGUGAUAUAAAAUAGCUUGUAUGACUGAAUUCAACUAAAUAUUUAUGUUGAGUUAAACCAGAUCUAUGUUAAAUAAAAGGUUAUUUCAAAA